AUGUCGACUAAUCGUGCUUCCGGUUUCAAGAAACCCAUUUCGUUUCUUUACAUUUCCGUGUUUGUUUUGUUGCUUUCCGUUCAGAUCGAGGCAGCCACCAAGAAGUAUCAAUUUAUCGUUGAGGUGAAGAACGUUAGCCGAUUGUGCCAUGCAAAACCGAUUGUCACUGUGAAUGGGAGGUUUCCCGGUCCUACAGUUUACGCUCGUGAAGGCGAUAGAGUUCUUAUCAACGUUACAAAUCAUGCCCAAUAUAACAUCUCUAUUCACUGGCAUGGUUUGAAACAAUAUGCAAAUGGUUGGGCAGACGGACCAGCCUACAUCACGCAAUGUCCGAUCAAAACAGGGAGUAACUAUGUUUACGAUUUUAAUGUUACGGGCCAAAGAGGGACGCUUUGGUGGCACGCUCAUAUUCUAUGGCUCAGAGCAACCGUAUACGGUGCUAUUGUGAUUUUACCAAAACAAGCGACACCGUUUCCCUUCCCAAGGCCUGACGGAGAACAUAUUAUUGUGUUUGGUGAAUGGUGGCAUGCUGACGUGGAAGAGGUUGUGAAGCAGGGCAAUGCUUUAGGUCUGCCCCCCAACAUGUCCGAUGCCCACACAAUCAACGGAAAACCGGGCCCACUAUUCCCUUGUUCCGAAAAACAUACUUUUGUGAUGGAGGUCGAGCAAGGAAAAAGAUAUUUGUUGAGGAUCGUCAACGCGGCCCUCAAUGAUGAAUUAUUUUUUGCCAUUGCGGGCCACAACAUGACAGUAGUCGAAAUCGACGCUGUCUACACGAAGCCCUUCACAACAAACGCUUUACUAAUCGCCCCCGGCCAGACAACAAAUGUGAUUGUUUCCGCCAACCGGACUCCGGGGCGGUACUUCAUGGCGGUCCGGCCGUUCCAGGACGUUCCGAUUCCGGUAGACAAUAAAACCGCCACAGCGAUCCUUCAAUACAAAAACAUUCCGACCACCGUCGUGCCGCUACUCCCCCGUCUACCGUCACCAAACGAUACCGAAUUUGCUUUAAGCUAUAACGAAAAGCUUCGGAGCUUAAACACGCCGAAUUUUCCGGCGAAUGUGCCGGUGAAAGUUGAUCGGAGCUUGUUUUUCACCGUCGGAUUGGGGAAGAGUGCGUGUGCUACGUGUGUGAAUGGUACUCGGCUUUCGGCAUCGUUGAACAAUAUAACAUUUGUGAUGCCGGAAACUGGUCUUCUACAGGCUCAUUACUUCAACAAAAAAGGAGUGUUUACCGUCGAUUUUCCCGACAAACCUCCGACGUUUUUUAAUUACACCGGAGCUCCGCUCACGGCGAACCUUUUCACUUCAAAGGGAACACGAUUGAGUAAAAUCACCUUCAAUUCGACGGUUGAAUUGGUGAUACAAGAUACCAAUUUGUUGAGCGUUGAAUCGCACCCUUUUCACCUUCACGGGUUCAAUUUCUUCGUCGUUGGAACAGGCGUCGGUAACUUCAAUCCGGCUACGGAUCCAGCUAAGUAUAACCUCGUAGAUCCUCCUGAGCGCAACACCGUCGGCGUUCCUACCGGCGGCUGGGCGGCGAUUCGAUUUAGAGCCGAUAAUCCAGGGGUUUGGUUCUUCCACUGUCAUUUGGAGUUGCAUACUGGAUGGGGACUGAAAACGGCGUUCGUGGUGGAAGAUGGGCCGGGAAAAGAUCAAGCGGUCCGUCCACCGCCGAAGGAUCUUCCGGCGUGCUAGCAGAUUCCCUGUAGAUUAUCCGAUUAUACCUCCAUCAGAAGUGGAAGGAGGUUAAGUUGCAUUCUAUUUGAGAGUUGGGACUUGGGAUUGGGAAGGAAUGAAACGGAAAAAAGUGAUGUCGUUUCAUGUGGAAUUCAUACUUUGAAGCUUUGUAGUUUGUAUUCCUAUUUCAAUUUG
Cynara cardunculus var. scolymus (artichoke) is the source of this 1875-nucleotide messenger RNA. Its product is annotated as laccase-11-like. NCBI's taxonomy places the organism in Eukaryota, Viridiplantae, Streptophyta, Magnoliopsida, Asterales, Asteraceae. Gene Ontology annotation, molecular function: copper ion binding; hydroquinone:oxygen oxidoreductase activity. Gene Ontology annotation, biological process: lignin catabolic process. The transcript has 5 exons. Bases 1 to 1698 code for a protein of 565 amino acids. Gene Ontology annotation, cellular component: apoplast. The record is from RefSeq and is a predicted model, not a curated record.